UCUUAGAGUAUUUAGCAGAGGUCAAAUGAACCUAACCCAUCAAAAAAAGAACGUAUAUUCAAACGAUUUUUAGCAAAUCCUACUUUACCCCCACAAGAUGUUUUGGAAAUACAAUACAAAUUCAUCUGCUGAAAUUGACACUUUGUUGUCAAAAGAGGAUGUGUCUCUCCAGGAAGUUAUGGAUUCCGAUGAAAUUAUUACUGAAUGUAGAGGACAAAACAAAAAUUUGAUUGAUUUUUUAUUAAAACCUGACAUUAUUGAAGAAUUAGUAACUUUAACUACCAAGGAACCGCCUGCUGAAAUUAAUGAAAAGAUAAGAUUUAAGUAUCCCAAUAUUGCUAGUGAAUUACUAACUUGUGAUGUUCCCGCUAUAAAUGAACGUCUAGCUGGAGAUGAAAGGCUGCUAGAAAAGUUAUACACAUUUUUGGAGAAUGAGGCUCCACUAAAUCCACUUUUAGCUUCAUACGUUAGUAAAAUAAUGGGUGCCCUUAUUGCUAAAAAGACUGAGCAGAACUGGUUGUCCAAUCAGUUCACUUGCUUACAGGUCCUAGAUUUUUUAAAAGCUAGGGACACAUUUUUGCCACUUUUGAUUAAGCACCUAGGAACCUCUGCUAUAAUGGAUCUCAUGCUCAAAUUAAUGACGCAAGUAGAAGGAGUUGAGAAACGACAGAACAUUUUAAAUUGGUUAGAUAGUCAAAGAAUAAUUCAGCAGCUGGUAUCGUUACUGAAUCCGAAAAUAGAAAAAGAAAGACAUGAUAAUGUUGCUCAACUUUUUUGUGAUUUUAUCAGGAUCGCCCGUGAUAAUCAGAGAUUCAAUAGUACUGAACGUGUAGAUCCCGAUCCUCUACUUAAUACAUUGGAGUCGCCUGACACGGUGGGUUUGUUACUAAGCCAAAUAUUUAGUGGGGAAAAGUGUGAGAGUUCUAUAAUUGGCGGCAUACAAGUGCUCCUCGCUAUAUUGGAUGUUAACCAAACAAGCAUUGCCAAAUAUAGCGCUGUCGGAACUUAUAACCCAAAUAUUAACGAGGAUCUCAUGGAUAUGGAACAAAAACAGAGAAUAGUUUUCAACACAACUGAAACGAUUUGUACAAGAUUAAAAGAUUUUCACGAAUUGCUACUAAAUCCUCCUAAACAAUCUUCCAUACUAACAACUGCGGGACAGUUGGAUCCCCCUUUGGGCAACACAAGACUACAAGUUGUAAAACUUAUUUCAACGAUUAUCCCUUCAAAUUAUACAAAAUUGUACGAUGAGUUUAUAUCACUUUCGACAUUUCCAUUAUUAUUGGAUUUGUUUUUUCAAUACCCAUGGAACAACUUUUUACACACUCAGGUGGAGAUAUCUAUUAUAAGUGCAUUAAAGGUUUCAACAACUAUUGAAUCUAAUGAAACCAUACCUUCAAACUUUUGCAAACACUUGCUAAAGGAUUGUAAUCUAAUAGAAAGGAUAUUAAAAGCUUGGAAAAACAAUGAUGAGCAACAAGCUGAAGGAAAAGGCAUUAGACAAGGGUACAUGGGACAUUUAAUCAGUAUCAUGAAUAAUAUUAUAGAGUUAUGUUCAUCGACGUCCAUAGGUCAAUACUUGAAAGACUUGAAACCAGACACUGCGCAGGAUUUAGAAACUUUUAAAGAGACAACUUUAUCACAAGUUAAUUUGGAACAACAAAAGUUAUUGGCUGGUGUUAAUCCAAAUGUUGCUAUGGAAGACAGCGACGAAUUUAAUGAUGAUGAACUUCCACAGUGCAGUGCAAUGCAGCAACAAAGUUAUACACAGUAUCAAAUGCAGCAUUUAAGAAGUCAGUAUAUUGAUGUAUACAGCGGUUUAAACGAUGAUGCGUUUAAUGACGGUGAAAACACUCUACAAACCAUAGAUAACCCGUCAGAUGUAAACUUCGAUCUGUCGGAAAAUGAUAUCGUUCGAAGAGAUGAAAUUUUCAAGCAAGUUUGUGCGCAGAAUAUAAAUACUCUAUUUGACGGGGACGAUCAAACUUUCGAAGAAAAAGAUCACACCUUUCAGACUGUUAUAGAAAAACAAGGAGAUAAGAAUGACACAGUAUAUAGCAGCGACAGCGACGAAGGGAGUCCUUCAGGUGACGACAAUAUGGACGUUGACCCUUGGACAUCUCCAAAGCCAGAUCCCUGGAGCGCCUUAGCAAGUAGCACCAAUGAAAAUACGACGUCUUCCGCUUGGGCCGAUUUCAGUUCAGCAACUUUUGUAGAAACACCAUCCUUUGCAGCCUUUAACGAGAGCUUGAAAGAAGUUGCAUUGAAGGACAAUCAGAACAAUGUAGAACAUAUCGCUGAUGAUCAACUAUUAGACUCCAAGAAAAACGUAGGAGUUACAAGUGCAGCGUCUGGAGAUCAUAAUGACGUUCAACAAGAAAAGCCAGCAGAUGAUCAAGAUCUAGGUGAUAAAUCACAGCCUUCUUUAUCGCACGAAGGAGAGUUACUUGAAGAGAAACCACAUACGCCUUUAGAGCCUGUUCAGACAGAAAAAGCUGAAAAAGUGUGAGCAGCUGCUUAGUAAUAGACCCUAACAUAUCAAAAUAGGGGGGACUCAAAUAACAUUUAAAGGAAAUAAACAAUAGUGAGUAUGCCAUAAAGAACAUGGGGUGUAAAUACGAAUAAUAGUAUUAAAUUUUUGUAACUUCCCAAGUUUAUAAAUGGACAACACUCUCUUUGUAAUGUACACCAAGGAGAUUUUUAGAACAAUAAAUGCUGCCUUUUAACAAUAGUGGGCUGAUAAGGUAGUUUAAAUAUAUAUUUUAAAUCUUACACACAGUUAGUUAAUUCAUUUCAAAUUAAGUCAUUAAUCAGCAACAUUAUCUACUUAAAAAAUACUAGCAACAUAACAGGUGUUAUUUUUCUUCUUUGAUCGUAAAGUUGUUAUUUAUAACAAUUUGUAAUUGUUUUUAAAUUGAAAUGAGUUUACUAAUACUACCGAAAUAUUUAAUAUCUUACUACCAUAUUUUGUAAAAUAAGCGUGGUACCAGUUAUAAAGCUUUAAAAGUAAUAACUUAAAUAUCGUUGUUAUAAAUGGUUUGAGAAUAUAUAAUUACAUAUGCUUCAGUUUGGAGUCGAUGUAUCCUUAAAAUGGCUGAGAAAAUGAAGACCAGAGUUUGUAUAAAUCUUUUCAUCAUAGCUCUCCAAAAAGACGUUUAUUAACUCUAUCCUAAUCUGUGAUUUUUUCCGUUGUAAAUAAGUUAUACUUAAUCAUGUUUGUAUUUGUAUUUUGCACAAAUGUUUGUAAUUAUAUGUUUCACUUCACUAUUGUUUCUUGGUAGUUUUGUUUUUGUACAGGGUUCCCUUUCAAAAUUAUUGUGAAGUCUAUCUUUAUAUUAUUAUGUUGACUAACUGGUCUAAACAUAGUCAAUUUUCAAAUGUUAGUCAAUUGUUCUGCAUUGUAGUGUUUUUUUAUUUAGUAGUAAAUUGUUUUUUAAAAGGUAACUCUGUAUAAUACUGUUUUAAAUGCAUUAUUCAACAGCAAUAUUUGUAAAAUUAUUUUUUGUAACAUAAGGUAUUAAUUUAUUCCUUAUCCCAUAUAGGUAAUGAUUAUUUAAGUUUAUAUUUUAUUGAAAGAUAAAGCUCUUGUUAAAAUUUUUGAGGAUCGUAAGUUUUCCACGUUUUAAAGAUUGUAAAAAAUCGAUUUUGUGUUUUAUUUUUGACUUUUUCACUAAAAAUAAAUUUAGGCGUAUAUCGGUAUUCUACUUCAAAGAUUUUCAUAAUGGCUUUGAAUCAAGUAUUUUUAGUUAAAUAUUUAAGCUAUGAAAGUUUUAUUGCCAAAAAGUGCAAUAAAAUGUGUGUAAUAAUUGCUCAUAUUUAUAUUUUUAAUUUUUAAAACUUGCUUUGUUCAAACGUUUAUUUAUCAAAAAAUAUUAUUUAGCUGCUAAAUAGAAUUGAGUCUUAAAACACAAAAAAAAUUAGAUAUAAAUUGUUUCUUAAGCUAAAUGAAGUUUAUAUCUUAAAUAUUGUUUUUUUUAUAUAUAAAAACACUUUCGAAUGUAGGAUUAUUGAAGAAAAUGAUUAAAAAAAAUAUUGGAAUUUUAUCAAUUCUCAUUUCGACAGAAGUUUUUUUGUAAGUGUUAUGACAAUUAUCGGUCUAAGAAUGUCUGAAGGAUAUGAUACAACUUUUAGUUUGUGUCAAGAUGUCAAUUUUUUUGGCCA
Molecule: messenger RNA, 4161 nt
Organism: Sitophilus oryzae (rice weevil)
Lineage: Eukaryota; Metazoa; Arthropoda; Insecta; Coleoptera; Curculionidae
Gene: fmt
Product: serine/threonine-protein phosphatase 6 regulatory subunit 3
Exons: 18
Coding region: 98-2509 (803 amino acids)
Cellular component (GO): cytosol; nucleus
Molecular function (GO): protein phosphatase binding; protein phosphatase regulator activity
Source: RefSeq, a predicted model, not a curated record